Molecule: messenger RNA, 1164 nt
Organism: Striga asiatica
Lineage: Eukaryota; Viridiplantae; Streptophyta; Magnoliopsida; Lamiales; Orobanchaceae
Source: the annotation of a GenBank genome assembly
UUGGUCUGUUACUGUUAGUCGUGCUUCGCUCGACUAAGUCAAGACGCCCCUUUAUUCAAUUUCUGAAAGUGACCGACUUUCCAUUUUCCUCUUCUUUCUGCCCCCUUUCCUCUCGCGCCUCGAUCUCAUACCAACAAUCACUUGUAUCGUAGACGACUCUUGAAUAUCUUGUCUAGUUGAUAAAUCGAUCGAUCGGGCGCGUUUAUCAUUCUCGGGUGUCUUUGAGGGGUUCGGGGGACAUGGCGAAUUUGUACGGAGGGGAUUUAACCAACAAAAUUGAUUAUGUGUUCAAAAUCGUGCUGAUCGGCGACUCGGCGGUGGGAAAAUCGCAGCUCCUGGCGCGAUUCUCGCGGAAUGAGUUCAGUCUGGACUCCAAGGCCACUAUCGGAGUUGAGUUCCAGACGCGGACGGUUGAGAUUGAUCAGAAGACUAUCAAGGCGCAGAUUUGGGACACCGCCGGCCAGGAGAGGUACAGAGCAGUGACCAGCGCAUACUACCGAGGGGCAGUUGGCGCCAUGCUUGUGUACGACGUCACCAAGCAACAGACUUUCGAACAUGUCGCCAGGUGGCUUGACGAACUCCGAGGCCAUGCGGAUAAGAACAUUGUCAUCAUGCUCGUUGGCAACAAAACCGACCUUGAAACCCUUCGAAAAGUAUCGACUGAAGAAGCCAAGGAUUUCGCGCAGGGGGAGAACCUUUUCUUCAUGGAAACAUCCGCACUCGAGUCGACAAAUGUCGAGCCUGCCUUUCUGACUGUGCUGACCGAGAUUUAUCGAGUGGUGAGCAAAAAGGCACUUGUUGCGAACGAAGCAGAAUCUGGAGGGAGUGAGUCUCUACUCAAGGGGACGAAGAUUGUUGUUCCCGGACAACAGCCCGUGAUUGCCAAUAACAAAUUCGGCUGUUGUGGGUCGAUAUAGUCAGGGAGCUUUUGUGAGCCUUUACAGGAUGUGAUUCUUGGAUUUUGGAUCUCAGAAUCAUUUUUUCCCUUGAAUGAAAUAAUUUUUGAUUAAUUGCUAGGCUUCCCUGCUGAAAGUGUACACGAACAAUUCUCACAGAGAAAAUUAUUCACGCUGACUGCAUUUAUACGUGUUUUACAGUGCAGAAACAAUUAUUAUCAAUGAAGCAACUUAUCUUUAUAAAAUUUCAGAUUUUCCGCGAUAUAAA